Molecule: messenger RNA, 2498 nt
Organism: Puntigrus tetrazona (Sumatra barb)
Lineage: Eukaryota; Metazoa; Chordata; Actinopteri; Cypriniformes; Cyprinidae
Gene: pja2
Product: praja ring finger ubiquitin ligase 2
Exons: 9
Coding region: 148-2166 (672 amino acids)
Biological process (GO): protein ubiquitination
Molecular function (GO): transferase activity
Source: RefSeq, a predicted model, not a curated record
UGCUUAUAGCUGCCUAACUGCACCCGACGAUAAUGCUGCCGAUGACACUCGCAGCCGAUUGGCUGACGCGUGUCACGUGACCCUUAAGUUUCGCGGUGACGUUCGCCGGAGUUAGUUGUGACACAGGAGGCGUCCAGGAACAGAGGAAUGGGACAAGAAGCAGGCAAGUCUGCAUGGCCCAAACCGACAGGAGGAUACCAGACCAUCUCAGGCAGGAGGUACGGCCGGAGGCACGCAUAUAUCAGUUUCCGGCCAGUUACAGAUAAACAAAGAGUCGCGUCCACUGUGGACUGUCAAAACAUGGAGAGGACCAGCAGUCAAAAGGACUUGGCAGUGGCAUCAAAGGGCAACAUUUCUUCAGUGCUUCAGAAUAUCCUGCCGACAGCGUGCACAAAUGCAGUGUGCCCCGAGUUAAACGCGGCGUCAAAUCAGGAGGGCCACAGCAGGAGGCAGUCUUCAUUGUGUAGAGUCACAAAAGCGCCCUCUAACCAUUUCAAGAGACCAAAGAGUGACCAGGUUGUGCCAUAUGACAGAAAAUAUUAUUCUGGCAUAGAAAAAAGGGAACAGGCUAGAGUGUGGCCCUUCAACGAAGACCCUAAGCCCAACCCGGAAGCUCUGAGUUACAUAAACAUUGACGCCUAUGAGCCUGACAGCAGCGGGGCUGAGGAGGAAGACUCCAGUUCAAGCCCAUGUCAGGCUGCUCAGAAGAGACUUGAUGGUAUUUGUGAAUUGGGUGGAAAUUUGCUCGACGACUCGCAUGCUAAUGUAUUCUCACAAAUAAGUAAACGUUCAGUGCAAACGGCGCCUUCUAAAAGCGUAGCAGACCUUUGCUGUGAGCAAGCGGAUUUCGACAGAACUGUAAAGGCAAAUCAGAAAGUUAGCCCGUUGUCGGUUGGUGAGGACCAAGCUCCAAAAUGCCACGGGGUUACAGCCGGCUCUGCGCCCGCUUCCUGUAAAAGCAAGGGAAAAACCGACCCCGAAGAAACGUUUCAGUCCGAAAUGGUCGUGAGGCCAAAGAUCCGCAAACAGACGAGCGAGACUCACCUUGAAAGGAGGAAACGCUCUGAAAAAGAGGAAGCGAGCCAUUUGUCAGGCGCAGCGGUCAGGAACAAGUGUGGCUCAGCACCUCCAGGUUUCCUCGCACAAACAAGCUCUGAAAAUGAGUUGCUUUUUGACUUUCCACCCAUGGCCUUGAGCGACCUCAACUCCGAGGACAAGAAAAAUGAAGGUGACAACACCAAAGUAGAUGAGGAGGAUGGCGAUGAGAUUUGGGAAGAUCUGGAGAAUUUUGGAGAGAAAUGUGACCCAGCUAUAAAGGGCGACGAAAGCAGCAGCUCAGAAUUCAGUGAGGGCGAGUGGUCUGCCUCGUGGACGUCUGACUCUGGGCUGGAGAAAGAGAGGUGCACGAGUGAGGAGAGUUGGGAGACUCUGCCUGGCAUGGAUGAGCCGCCUGACAGCAGCAGCAGCAGCAGCAGUCUGGAGGAAGUGCCUUCUCUCAACCUCGCUUUAGAGGAGCAGACCCCCUUGGAGGAGGGCGAGAUCCCCUGGGUCAUGUAUAAUGAGGACUCGGGCAGCAGCAGUGAUGAAGACCCUGAUGGUGUCAGUCAGUUUGUUCACCCUGGACUCUUUAUCCUGGAUGGCAACAAUAACCUGGAGGAUGAUUCCAGCAUGAGUGAAGACCUGGACACAGAAUGGAGGUUUCUGGAUGAAUUCGGCGACGGUUUUGGGAUGGCUCAAGCUAUCUCUUACGUAGAUCAUUCCCAGCUGCUUACUUACAUGGCGCUAGAGGAACGUCUUGCUCAGGCAAUGGAGGCAGCACUGGCUCAUCUGGAGUCUUUGGCUAUAGAUGUGGAGCAGGCUCAUCCCCCCGCCACUGAACAAAUCAUCGACUGCCUACCCCAGAUCACCAUCAAUGCCGAAAACAUCGAGCAGGAGCAGUGCUGUGCCAUCUGCUGUUGUGAAUACGUCAAAGAUGAGAUUGCAACCCUGCUGCCGUGCCGCCACAUGUUCCACAAACUCUGUGUCACUCUCUGGCUCAGAAAGUCUGGUACCUGUCCAGUGUGUCGUCACGUUCUGACCCCAGCGGUGACCAAACCUGCGUCUUCAAACGCCGAUCAAGAAACGCCCCCGUCUGGGGGUCACAGCGCGUCUGGGGGAACGUGUUGAGCGUCAGUCGUACACCCAUCAAAACAUCUCGCAAAGAAACACUUCAGUACUAAAUAAUCACUCACUUAAAAAAAAAAAGGAAAGCAGCGGCCUGAACUAGCUUUCAGAUCCCAUUUAACCUAGUGCUGCAAUUCAUGGUCCAAACGUGGCGAACUAAAACUUAUUUUCUGAGAAAAUAUGAAUACGUAUAUAUUCAUAGGAAGCAUAUUUAUUCAUGUUUCAAUUAAAACGUUUUUGUACAUCCAGGCUAAACGCAGUUACAUGUCUUUAACUUUUCACGUCAUGUCAAGUAAAAAUGCAGUCCCUCAAUAAAAGUGAUAAUUUCUUGCUCA